This is a messenger RNA of Ictidomys tridecemlineatus (thirteen-lined ground squirrel), 1853 nucleotides long. RefSeq lists its product as uncharacterized. The record is from RefSeq and is a predicted model, not a curated record. Lineage: Eukaryota; Metazoa; Chordata; Mammalia; Rodentia; Sciuridae.
GAGUGUCUUUGCCAGAAAGAAAAAGAGAGAAAGAGGGUGGGGGAGAGGAGCUUAUUUCCCCCUCUGCUUAUUCAAAGAUGCUAUUUUUAAAAAGACAUCUUUGUGGGAUUUUAUUUUUUUAUUAUCAUGAUGAUCCAAUUAGGGAACACUGCAGAUAGUGCACCUUCCUUCUGCCCCUCUUAGCAAGAAAGAAGAAAGAGCAGCUGGCUCCUACCAGCAAACCCGGAGGCGGGGACGCUAAGCAAUGCGGCACUCCCUGGCAUCCAUCAGCCCAGGCUUCGGCGGCGGUGGCGGCAGCGGGGGCGACAGCAGCAUCAACUCCUCUCCGCGGUAUGGAACGAACAGACAAGAGGGGCGAGAGCGGGGACCCGGGCCGAAGACUCACUCGGGAGUAGCUGGGGCUGCAUCAUCUGAGGGCAACGCGCUGCCUCUCAGCAGGAGGGGUGGGGACGGCAGAGCUAGGGCCACCGCUGUCCCAGGUCCCCGCCCGGCCCUGCCAUUUUCGCCUUCGGGAGAGAAGGGAGGGAGGGGACCCGAACGCCUGGAUGGAAAAGGCCACGCAGGCGCCGCCUCUCCCUGCGCGCUGGGAGUGACCGGAGUCCGGUGCACCCCUCCGGGUGGCUGCUGCGGCUCCGGCUGCUGCUGCUAAAAGAGGACUCAGCUCAGCUCAACUCCUCUCUAAUUAUCCCAGCACAGAGCUGGGCUGCGACGUAAGCACUCAGCUCGCGCACGCACUCAGCUCUUCUCUCCCUGCCUCUUUGGGAAGGAUGGCAAUUUUUGUGGCAUUCAAAUAUCCCAAGCCCCAAGUUUAUCUUGCUCCAGGUCCCCACUCCCCAGCAGACUGCUGGGGCGGGUUUUGCCUGGCGAGGCGAGGUAAGGACGCCUUCCAGUCUCCCCACGCCCCUCUUUCAUCCUUUGUGUGCAAGACCCCAGAGUGUCAGGGCGAGUAGCUCCUGUAGAUGGUAAUCCACAUUGACACACAUUUUCUAGUUCCUCUAGGAGGUAAUUUUGAUGAGGAAGGAGUACAGAAACAUUUUGUACUUUCUGCAUUCGUUGUAAACAGAGACGUUUGAUUUAGUAAAGAAGAUCAGAGAGGUUUCAACUCAUUGUGUUGAUGAUUAAGUCUCUGGAGAACUUACAUAAAGUUUUUCAACCAUAAACUCUUCUCUGCUAAAUUCCUAUUGAAGAAGAUAAAAAUGAGAACCGAGACCAGAAAAAAAAAUAAUAACACAAUUGUCAACGAAGGAAAACACAGGCAUUUAACUCAUUUCUGAUCUCAUAAAGGCGAAUAUUUCUAGAGCCAUAAUCUUUCCCUCAGUUUUAUGCAUCUGUAUAUCAGAAUCACCCUAAAUGAAGAGUCUUUGUGUGUAAGGUGGCUGUAAAUGAGUUUGAGAAAAAGAAUUUUUUUUUUAUUUUCAAAGUACAGUAUAUAUACUGCCACUAAGCCUAACUCUGGCUUUGCAAAUAGUAGGAUGGGAUCAUGAGUUUAAGUUAGCUCCAUGCAAAAAUAUUUAAUUAGCACCUCUACAUGUGGGUUAUUUGUCAACUAUUAGAACCUUCAACUUACAGACAUACUUGUUUUCUUGCUAUUUUCCUGAAGAUGCUAUAGAGAAAAAAAAACUUGUAUGGCAGACAUACAAUUUCAUUAAUUAAACUCAUGCAAAGUGAUGUAGGGAUCAGAAUAAGGGAAUAAAUUACACACAUAUACUAACAUGCUCAUUACUCAUAAGGAAUUUGCAAUUGGUUGAGUUUUGUUUUGUUUUUGAACCAGGGACUGAAUCCAGGGACAUUUUACUACUGAAUCACAUCCCCAGUCCUUUUUAUUUUAUUUAUUUAUUUAUUUUAAUUUUAGA